GCUGCGCGUAGACACGACGACAACGGCACGCUAAAUUCACUCUUCAGUCCGAUUUGGUCAGGCGCGGUGAGCGCUUCUGAGUGCGAGCUGAAUCUGAAAUCGGAAAAGGGUCUGCGUAAAGUGCGGAAAACAUCGCGAACGGUGAAAUUUGGAGCGUUAUCACGGCGUGAAUCGAUCCUAUCGCGAGGCCCGAUUACAUAUCGGAUAUUUUUCCACAACACGAUUGUACAAUUUUAAUAAUAAUAAUACACCAUCGUACAUCUAUAUAAAAAUAAAAAACAGGCAAUCAACGCAGUGCAAAAAUCAUGCCACUCAAGGGAACGAUCAGAGUGAUAACCAGGGCGUGUCUAUCGACCAAGCGCCCCUCCGGAGCCGAUAAAACGGCUUUCAAAAGCGCAACGACACAUUUAAUGCGAGUCGCAAGCAGAAGCUUCUCAACUACCGGAUCGCUCGAAAUGAGGUUCGUACAAUUUGUGAAUAAAAAUGGGGGCCCCCAGCACCUGGGGGUACAACUUCAACCGGGCGGCGACAUCACCGACAUAUCGGCUGUCGAUUCCAGGAUCCCGAACAACCUGAAAAAAUUCUUGGAAGGCGGUGAGGACCUACUGAAAAAUGUGAAGAGGAACGAGAGUUUAAUGGAGACUGUGAAAAGGAUAGUAGUCGAAGGCAGAAGCAUAGUGCAAGAAGCCGACGUUAACUUCCUUCCCCCAGUUACCCGGAUGGACAAACUAGCCUGCGUUGGCUUAAACUACAGUGGACACUGCAAGGAACAAGGGCUGGAACCCCCAAAAAGUCCUGUCAUGUUCAGCAAAUUUCCCAGCAAUAUCGUAGGACCGAAUGAUGACGUCGUUUUACCCAGCAUAUCCGAUAAAGUUGAUUGGGAAGUGGAACUGGCGAUAGUGAUUGGAAAGAAGGGUAAGGCGCUGAACAACCAUGAAGCUGAGGACUACAUAUUCGGCUACACGAUCGCCCAGGACUUAUCCGCCCGUGACUGGCAAAAAGGAAGUCGAAAUGGGGGCCAAUUUCUCCUCGGCAAGGCCAUGGACAAUUUCUGUCCUCUGGGGCCUGCCGUCGUUACAAAAGAGGCGAUAUGUGACAUAAACAAUCUGUCUGUAAAAACGUGGGUCAACGGUCAGCUCAAGCAGGAUGGAAAUACCAGCGAGCUCAUUUUCAAGCCCCAUGAUAUCGUUGCCUACCUUUCUCAAUUUGUUACUCUGCUACCCGGUGAUGUAAUUUUAACCGGAACUCCUGGUGGCGUUGGAUUUGCACGCAAUCCUCCGGAGUAUCUGAAGAAAGGAGACAUCCUAGAAUCGGAAAUAGAAAGUCUCGGUCGUAUGCGUAACACGAUGGUUUGAUCGUCGGCAGCAGUUUUAAUGAACUGACACCGUUUUAGCGUAUAUUCGUUAAAAUUAUACGUUAAUCGCACUUUAAACGAAUAUUUUCAUCGAUGAAAUUUAUCAAAAAAUGCCCUGAACACGGGAUUAACAUCUAUCACCAACGGAUCGCUCGAGAAGCUUUGACUCGAAACAGGUGUGUGCAUUUUUUAUGUCCAGAAAUAACUGUAUUUUCAGCAAUAUGACGAAUAUUGGAUUCGAGGUGUAAUUGUAAUAUAGACGUAUUGCCAGGUCGAUGAAAAGAGCAAUGACGGAAAAGAUUUUUUAUAUUAAAAGGAAGACGGAACCAAACGGUUGAGAAGUCGUAAAUCUAUACCGAAUUCAGUGUACUUAGUUGCGUAAUUUGUAUGAGAAAUAACAAAAAAAAUUCCAAGGUUCUGAAUCGUAAAGUUUUCACUUUAUUAGAUUUGAACCUAUUCCUUAAUUCGAUUUUUGUGAAUUGGUGAUUUUUCUUAACUUGCGUAGUACGAUCUGAGUACUAUCCUAUAUAUUGUAAAGAAUUUUUUUGUAUAAUUGUAAUUAAUUUUCACUUAUAUAUUACACUAUAUAUACUUGAAUGAAUCAUAUGUUAAAUACACUAUAAAGACAUUAUACAUAAUAUUUCUAUAAAUGAUAGAAGUUCGCCUUUGUUUCUUACCUGGGGGUCAUUCAACGAUAAACUUAAAGAUAACAUGGCCGGGUAAACAAUUAAGGCCAAAUGAUAGGAGACCGUGCAAACGGAUUGUAAAAAUUAUCUUUGAAAGCUCUGAAGAUAACUAAUUUGCGAUGAAAACAUUUCAUUUUAAUUUAAUAUUCACCAACUUUUGAGGAGAAAUAAUGCAACGUCCGAAAAUUUCUAGGAUACUCCGUGUAAAACGGCGUUAAAAUUUCAUUGAAUAUCAACCCUUUUCCCUCUGCAACAUUGAAAACGAUUGGAGAAUACUUGACGAAAAUUCAGAGUUGGCGAGAUAACAAGCGAGACUGGUUUAAAUUAAUCUAGAAGAGAUUAAACGGCCCGUAGAUUACCGGAUCACCAGUCCGAGGACAACGAUUUAUUCACACAGAUUAUCUUUGUCUCGCUCUCUUACCAGUUUUGCCAACUGUUAAUGUGAUACCGAAUUCAUUGCCUUCAUAAUCAAUUGAUGUUCCUUGAAGCGAGCAGAGAUCGUGCGUUGUAAAAUUAAAAUGUAUCUAGAAAAUAGAUAUCUAUUCUCACUUUCUCUCGAUCUCAUCCCAAGCUAUA
Molecule: messenger RNA, 2616 nt
Organism: Neodiprion fabricii
Lineage: Eukaryota; Metazoa; Arthropoda; Insecta; Hymenoptera; Diprionidae
Product: fumarylacetoacetate hydrolase domain-containing protein 2A
Exons: 7
Coding region: 306-1355 (349 amino acids)
Molecular function (GO): hydro-lyase activity
Source: RefSeq, a predicted model, not a curated record